This is a messenger RNA of Esox lucius (northern pike), 3078 nucleotides long. It is a transcript of the gene copb1, whose product is annotated as COPI coat complex subunit beta 1. NCBI's taxonomy places the organism in Eukaryota, Metazoa, Chordata, Actinopteri, Esociformes, Esocidae. The coding region runs from base 209 to 3070 and encodes 953 amino acids. The transcript has 22 exons. Gene Ontology annotation, molecular function: structural molecule activity. Gene Ontology annotation, biological process: intracellular protein transport; endoplasmic reticulum to Golgi vesicle-mediated transport; intra-Golgi vesicle-mediated transport. The record is from RefSeq and is a predicted model, not a curated record. Gene Ontology annotation, cellular component: COPI vesicle coat; cytoplasm.
GUGAUGUGGCCCAGAAGUGUAUCUUCCACGUCACAGGGAAGUGGGGGACGGAUAGCUCGAGAAGAUCCUCUGAGCAAUUUUACCGAUGCCCAAGUAAAUAGAAUACACGACUGAGGCAGUUUGAAAUAUAAUAACGUCCAGUAAGGAAUUCUCUUCACAUUUCUGUUGAUUGGGCUGCUGCAAGAGAAAAGGCAAUCCAUCUGGCAAAAUGACUGCAGCCGAGAAUGUUUGUUACACCCUGAUUAAUGUUCCAAAUGACUCCGAACCUCCAUCUGAAGUCAGUCUCAAAGCAGACUUGGAAAAAGGAGAGAUCAAGGCCAAGACCGAGGCCCUGAAGAAGGUCAUCAUCAUGAUACUUAAUGGAGAGAAGUUGCCUGGCCUACUGAUGACUAUAAUCCGAUUUGUCCUCCCACUUCAAGACCACACCAUCAAAAAACUUCUGCUGGUCUUCUGGGAAAUUGUCCCCAAGACAACUCCAGAUGGCAAGUUGCUUCAGGAAAUGAUCCUGGUCUGUGAUGCGUACAGAAAGGACCUUCAGCAUCCCAACGAGUUCAUCCGUGGAUCCACCUUGCGCUUUCUCUGCAAGCUGAAGGAGUCUGAGCUGCUUGAGCCCCUCAUGCCUGCUAUUCGUGCCUGCCUGGAGCACCGCCACAGCUAUGUUCGCCGCAAUGCUGUUCUGGCCAUCUACACCAUCUACAGGAACUUUGAAAAUCUCAUCCCAGAUGCUCCAGAGUUGAUCCAUGAUUUCCUUGUAAAUGAAAAAGAUGCCAGCUGCAAGAGAAAUGCUUUCAUGAUGCUAAUUCACGCAGAUCAGGACAGAGCUCUCGAUUACCUCAGCACCUGCAUUGAUCAAGUGCAUACAUUUGGAGACAUUCUCCAGCUGGUAAUUGUGGAGCUGAUUUACAAGGUGUGCCAUGCAAACCCCUCAGAGCGGGCCCGCUUCAUCCGCUGCAUCUACAACCUGCUGCAGUCCUCCAGCCCGGCCGUGAAGUAUGAGGCAGCUGGCACCCUCGUCACCUUGUCCAGUGCCCCCACUGCCAUUAAGGCUGCUGCCCAGUGCUACAUUGACCUUAUCAUCAAGGAGAGUGACAACAACGUGAAACUGAUCGUCCUGGAUCGUCUGAUAGAGCUUAAGGAGCAUCCCACUCAUGAACGUGUUCUCCAGGACUUGGUGAUGGAUAUCCUGCGUGUAUUGAGCACACCUGACCUUGAGGUCCGGAAGAAGACCCUGCAGCUGGCCCUGGAUCUAGUCUCAUCCCGAAACGUAGAGGAGUUGGUAAUUGUCCUGAAGAAGGAGGUGAUUAAGACCAACAACGUGACCGAGCAUGAGGACACUGAUAAGUUCCGACAGCUGCUGGUGCGCACCCUCCACUCCUGCAGUGUCCGCUUCCCCGACAUGGCUGCCAACGUCAUCCCUGUGCUGAUGGAGUUCUUAAGUGACACUAAUGAGGCCGCAGCUGCUGAUGUGCUGGAGUUUGUGAGGGAGGCCAUACAGAGGUUCGACAACCUGAGGCCCCUCAUCAUCGAGAAGAUGCUGGAAGUCUUCCACGCCAUCAAGACAGUGAAGAUCUACAGAGGAGCACUUUGGAUCCUUGGAGAAUACUGUAGCACUAAAGAGGACAUUCAGAGCGUGAUGACAGAAGUACGCAGGUCACUUGGAGAGAUCCCGAUAGUGGAGAAUGAAAUAAAGAAAGAGGCUGGGGAGGUGAAGCCAGAGGAGGAGGUGAACGCAGCACCAGCAGCCAAACUGGUGACAGAGAUGGGCACAUAUGUCACACAGAGUGCCCUCAGUUCAUCCAGACCCUCAAAGAAGGAGGAAGAUAGACCACCUCUCAGGGGCUUUUUGAUGGAUGGAGACUUCUAUGUGGCAGCAUCGCUGGCGACAACCUUGACCAAAGUGGCCCUGCGAUAUGUUGCCAUUGUUCAAGACAAAAAGAGACAAAAUUCCUUUGUGGCUGAGUCUAUGCUGAUCAUGGCCACCAUCUUACAUCUGGGCAAGUCCUCUCUACCCAAGAAGCCUAUUACAGAUGACGAUGUGGAUCGCAUCUCGCUCUGCCUCAAGGUGCUAUCGGAGUGCUCGCCACUUAUGAAUGACAUUUUCAACAAGGAGUGCCGCAAGUCCCUGUCUCACAUGCUUACUGUGAGGCUGGAGGAGGAGAAGCUAUCCCAGAAGAAAGAGUCAGAGAAGCGCAACGUGCUAGUGCAGGCAGAUGACCCCAUUUCCUUUAUGCAACUGACUGCCAAGAAUGAGAUGACGUCUAAGGAGGACCAGUUCCAGCUCAGUUUACUGGCUGCCAUGGGCAACACCCUUAAAAAGGAGGCUGCAGACCCCUUGGCCUCCAAACUCAAUAAGGUGACCCAGCUGACUGGUUUCUCAGACCCAGUCUAUGCUGAAGCCUAUGUCCAUGUCAACCAGUAUGACAUUGUGCUGGACGUGCUGGUUGUCAACCAAACAAAUGAUACCCUUCAGAAUUGCACCCUGGAGCUAGCUACAUUGGGUGACCUUAAACUGGUUGAGAAGCCUUCUCCUCUUACUCUGGCACCUCAUGACUUUGCCAACAUCAAGGCAAACGUCAAAGUGGCAUCUACAGAGAAUGGCAUCAUAUUUGGAAACAUAGUGUAUGAUGUAUCGGGAGCUGCCAGCGACAGGAACUGCGUGGUCCUCAGUGAUAUCCACAUUGAUAUAAUGGAUUACAUUCAGCCAGCCUCGUGCACAGAUGCAGAGUUCAGACAGAUGUGGGCUGAAUUUGAGUGGGAGAAUAAGGUGACCGUGAAUACCAACAUUGCAGACCUAAAUGAGUACCUCCACCACAUCCUCAGCUCCACCAACAUGAAAUGCCUGACCCCAGAGAAGGCACUCUCUGGCUUCUGUGGCUUCAUGGCUGCCAACCUGUAUGCUCGCUCCAUCUUUGGUGAAGAUGCGCUGGCCAACGUCAGCAUUGAGAAACCCAUCCACCUUGGACCAGACGCCCCUGUCAAUGGACAUAUCCGCAUUCGAGCCAAGAGCCAGGGUAUGGCGUUAAGUCUGGGUGACAAGAUCAACCUUUCCCAGAAAAAAUCAUCGGUGUAAAGCAAACU